Messenger RNA from Ceutorhynchus assimilis (cabbage seed weevil), 1721 nucleotides. The record is from the annotation of a GenBank genome assembly. Lineage: Eukaryota; Metazoa; Arthropoda; Insecta; Coleoptera; Curculionidae.
AAUAAAAGUUUUUGACAACAUAAACGAGAAUGUGUUUUGGUAUUUCAAUUUAGCUAUAAUUUGAGCUGUAAGAACUACAAUUUGUGAUUUCCUCUCGAUUAUGACGAGUGAUGUUUUCAAGCAUACUGAUGACGUCAUUCCGGCGAUGCUCCCUGAUUGGUUGAAAGUUACAUCUUGACAGGUUCCUUGUUGCGCCAAAUUUUUUGAAUUUUGAUCAUAACCUCACUAAAUUUAACUUUGAUUUAUUUACUUGUGAUAUCUAAAGUAUUAAUUCAUAAUAUCCUUGUGUAAAAUCCGAAAUAUAUCGUGAAAAAAGUAGUACUUUAAGUUUUAAUGACGAUUCAUGUGCAAAACUAAACUGCAGCUUCCCAGUGACAAAAAUCUAGAAAACAAAAUUGUAUGGUUCUUUAGUACACAAACCAUGGGUAACAUAAAUCCAAUUAUUUUAAUAUACAUUAUUUCCUUUAUGGAUUUAUUUGCAAUUGCAUUAUCGUUUCCACUGCUGGCCCCUCAUUUGCAAGAUCUGGGAGCUUCACACACUUUUAUAGGGGCUGUAGUGUCCAUUUAUUCUGGUAUUCAAGUCGUAUCUGGACCGAUAAUUAAAAAUGCAAAUUUCCAGGGCGGUUGGUCUGAUAUAAGAGGUCGCAAAAGUAUUCUAAAAAUGAUGCUGUUAAUAAGUGGCCUAUGUUAUGGUAUUUUAGGAACCACAAGCUCUUUUACUGUGAUAAUAAUUUUAAGAAUAAUCUUAGGAAUGGUGAAACAUAUUCAAACCCUAUGCAGAGCGAUAAUAUCGGAUAUUUGCCCUCCGGACAAGCAUAUGGAAAUUUUUGGAAAAUCUGCUGCAAUUUCUGGUAUAGGUUUUAUUGUAGGACCAUUUUUGGGCGGACACAUUUCAGAGGUUUCUAAUGGGUUCAGUUACGUUAGCUUUUUGACCAUGGUUUUAUUUUUUAUUAAUAUUGGGGUUGCCUCGCUUUUACCAGACUCAAAACCGAAAACUAGGACUACUCCAAUCGUAAAUAGUACAGGGAUUAUAAAUACAAUUAAACUAGAAACCUCAAAAACUCUCAACGGGUUGAAAUCGAUAGACUGGACUAAACAAUGGGAACCAUUUGCUUUACGAUUUCUAUUUAGCUUGGCAAUGACUGCUUUCCUGACGAACCAAGGACUAUUGCUCAAAGAAAAAUACCAACUAAGUCAAAAAUAUUCAGGUUACGUUAUAUCGUACUUUAGUACCGUUGGGACUUUUUCCGCCUAUUUUCUGGACAGUAUAAGUAGAUUAUUCAAAAACAACGACUGCAUAUCUAAAUUAUUAGGCUACUACAUUGUCAUAAUACUAAGCGUAGUUUCCAUAUACUUAACACCAAAUUUGCUUAUACACAUGAGUAUAUUAAUGCCAAUUUCAAUAUCUUCAACCGCUUUGAGGAUUCUAACUAUGGAAUUAAUAAUGCAAGAAUCCAAUGGCGACCAUAACGGCUCCUUGAGUGGAGCUUGUUAUAGUGUUACGUCAAUAUCCAGGUUUGUUACGCCACUUUUAUCGGGAUUUUUGGGGGAUAUUUUCGGGGUUGAAGCUGUGAUUUUGAUUGCCGCAAUUCCUGCCUUGGCCGGCGUUUUACUGUGUUUACAUAUGAAAGUCAGUCGGUGUGUGGAUGUUAAAGAAGAAUAGUUUUAUGUGAUAUUUGUUGAAUUUUAAUAAAAUGUUUUAUGUUUGUUAUUGAAAAAUA